GCUGCCAGAUGGAUUCACCCAGCUCCGCAGCCUGGCGCACCUGGCGCUGAAUGACGUCUCUCUACAGUCCCUGCCCAGUGAUAUCGGCAAUUUGGCGAACCUGGUGACGUUAGAAUUGCGAGAAAACCUUCUGAAAUCGGUGCCGACAUCUCUCUCAUUCCUGGUUAAGUUGGAACAUUUGGAUCUGGGGAGCAAUGACCUGCAGGUUCUGCCGGACACACUAGGGGCGCUGCCCAACCUGCGGGAGUUGUGGCUGGAUCGAAACCAGCUGACUGCAUUACCUUCGGAGUUGGGGAAUCUGCGUCGUCUUGUUUGCCUGGAUGUGUCGGAGAAUAAGCUGGAGCAGCUUCCUGCAGAGAUCAGCGGCCUCAUAUCCCUCACUGAUCUCCUGCUCUCCCAGAACCAGCUCAGCAGCCUCCCAGCCGGCAUUGGUCAGCUGAAGCAGCUCUCCAUCCUGAAGGUCGACCAGAACCGGCUGAGUCACCUGACCGAGUCCAUAGGGGACUGCGAGAACCUGAGCGAGAUCAUCCUGACCGAGAACCUGCUGACAUAUCUCCCAAAAUCCAUUGGUAAUCUGACCAAACUGACCAAUCUGAACGUGGAUCGGAACCGUCUGACGUCUCUGCCCGGUGAGAUUGGCGGCUGCUCCAGUUUGAACAUGUUGUGUCUGCGCGAUAAUCAGCUGACCGCCCUCCCGCCGGAGCUCGCCAACGCCACCGAGCUGCAUGUGCUGGAUGUGGCGGGUAACAGGCUGCUGAACCUGCCCUUCGCUCUGACCAACCUGAACCUGAAGGCGUUGUGGUUGGCGGAGAACCAGUCGCAGCCGAUGCUGAAAUUCCAGACUGAAGACGAUGAGAAGACGGGAUCCAAAGUCCUGACCUGCUACCUCCUGCCCCAGCAGCCGUCCCCCAGCAUCGAGACGCCGUUGCAGAACACAAUGGAUGACAGCUGGAUAGAUGGGAAUCUGAAUCGGGUCAGUGUCAUUCAGUUCCAGGAAGAGCUCAAACCGGAGGAGGAGGACGAUGAGGCAGCAGCAGAGCGGCGGGGUCUACAGCGGAGAGCGACCCCGCACCCCAGUGAGCUGAAGGUGAUGAAGAAAGGAAUCGAGGAGCGACGCAGCGAGGGCUACAUCGCAAAACCGGACAGUGAUGAGGAUAAACGUCUGAGUGGAGGCUCCAGUCUGAGCGGUGAAUCUCAGCGCAGCGGCAGCACCGUCUCUGCCGGUUACCAGGAGGAUCGUCUGCUCCUAGAACUGGGCAGAGCAGAGGAACCUGAGGAGGAAGAAGAGAUGCCGGCCUAUGAGAUGGAGGUGGAAUACAUGGAGCACUCGGUGCACUUUGCUGAGGAAACCUUAGUGCACUGCGAUGAUGAGGAUGAGGACUUUGAUGAGGACCGGGGGUCUCCAGGAAAGAAACGUCUGAUCCGCAAGGACACCCCCCAUUAUAAGAAGCACUCCAAGAUCACGAAGCUGCCCAACACCGAGGCGGUGGUGGCACUACUGCAGGGACAGAGCCCCCGCGCCCUGGAUGAGGACACCAACCACAGAGGAUUCUUCCAGAGCUCGCAGCAAGACGAAGACGACGAGGAGGAGACCGAGACGGACUGGCCUCUAGAGGAGAGCAAAGAGGAGAGGCACCACAGCUCCCAGCAGAAUGUCAAGGGUGUGUCGUUUGACCAAGUGAAUAAUCUUCUGAUUGAGCCCGCUCGGAUAGAGGAGGAAGAGCUUACACUCACCAUCCUGCGGCAGACGGGGGGUCUGGGCAUCAGCAUUGCGGGGGGCAAAGGGUCCACCCCCUACAAGGGAGACGACGAGGGGAUUUUCAUCUCGCGUGUGGCUGAAGAGGGGCCGGCGGCUCGUGCUGGGGUGAGAGUGGGGGACAAGCUCCUGGAGGUGAAUGGUGUGGACCUGCACAACGCUGAACAUCACAUGGCGGUGGAGGCGCUGCGCAGCUCCGGGAGCUCGGUCUCCAUGACUGUGUUGAGGGAGCGGAUGGUGGAGCCUGAGAACCCGAUCACGGUGACGCCCCUACGCCCUGAAGAUGAUUAUAAUCCUCGGGAGAAACGUGUCAUCAUUCCUUAUACAGAGGAGGAGGAGGAGGAGAUGCCGCGCAGCCGCAACCAGCGCAUCUCCACCUGUCUGAUGCGACAUGAUAAAGGCCUGGGGUUCAGCAUUGCCGGUGGGGUCGGCAGCACCCCCUACAGGGUCGGAGACACUGGUAUAUUCAUCUCAAGGAUCGCAGAGGGCGGAGCCGCACACAGAGACGGAGCGCUCAGAGUCGGUGACCGGGUGCUGUCG
Messenger RNA from Hyla sarda, 2296 nucleotides. RefSeq names its product protein scribble homolog. Gene Ontology annotation, molecular function: protein binding. The record is from RefSeq and is a predicted model, not a curated record. Gene Ontology annotation, cellular component: postsynaptic membrane; postsynaptic density; adherens junction. Gene Ontology annotation, biological process: neurotransmitter receptor transport, endosome to postsynaptic membrane; neurotransmitter receptor transport postsynaptic membrane to endosome. Lineage: Eukaryota; Metazoa; Chordata; Amphibia; Anura; Hylidae.